AAAGAAUCUCAUUCGCUAAGAAUUUUCCCCGCCCAUCAAGUCCGCCAAUACCGAUCCCCGGGAGCCGGAGCCCCGCCCCCCGCCCCGGACCCAGCCGCAGAGGCCGCGAGCCGUGUGUGAGGGACGGAUGGUGAUCUGAGAGGAACCGGAAUCUUCCCGCCCAGCACAUUGAGGUGGUCCUGUGCCCUGGACUGGAGGCUGGAGGGAGUGGCUCACGAUGAGGCAGCAUCCCAGCAUGCCCUGCAGCAAGCCACAAGCAGCUCAGCAGAGUACAGCCAGAGAGAAGAGAGUGCUGUCACCAUGCACCCCUCCCCUGCCCGGAGACCGCCUCAGGCAUCGGACGCAGUGACAGCCGGCAUCCCACCCAUGUCUCCAGGCUCCAGUGGGGAAUUGUCCCCAUUUGACUUGUUGGGUGACAUUGGGGACCUCGGUCCGGGGUCUCCUACAGACGAUGGCUUGGAUGGAAACCAGAAUGAUUCAUCAUCGGGACAGAAAAAUGACGGCCAUACCGAGAUUGCUGAGCAGGCCAAGCAUGAAGCGGAGAUUGAGAAUCGGAUUGCAGAGUUACGGAAAGAAGGAUUCUGGACUCAGAGGCGUCUCUCUAAAUUUCCAGAACCGACUCGUCCAAAAAUCCUCUGGGACUACCUGUGUGAGGAGAUGCAGUGGCUGGCUGCAGACUUUGCACAGGAGCGGCGGUGGAAGAGGGGAGUGGCCAGGAAGGUGGUGAGGAUGGUGGUGAGACAUCAUGAGGAACUGAAGCAGAAAGAAGAGCGAGCGCGGAGAGAAGAGCAAGCCAAGCUGAGGCGCAUUGCUACCUCCAUCGCUAAGGAAGUGCGUCAGUUCUGGAGCAAUGUGGAAAAGGUGGUCCAGUUUAAGCAGCAGUCUCGUCUGGAAGCCAAGCGGAAGAAAGCUCUGGAUCUGCAGUUGGACUUCAUAGUGGGUCAAACGGAGAAAUACUCCGACCUCCUCAGCCAGAGUCUAAAUGAGACCGCACCCGUCAGCAAGACCAGUUCAUCCUGCUUUGGGUCUUCUCAGGGAGGAUCGCUGAGAACCAGCCCAACACCAUCUGUGUGCCAGAAAGACGGAGAAUUUCUCCCUCAUGAGGAUGAGGCGGAGGAAGAAGAUGAUGAAGAGACGAUAGAGAUUGAGGAACGUCAGGAUGGAAAUGACGCAGAGUCCCAUCGCCUUGAACUGGAGCUUCUCAAACGAGAGAGUGAGCUUCCCCUGGAUGAGCUCCUUCAAAGUCUUCCGCCUCAGAUCCUCCAAGAAGAGGCUGACAUAGAGGAUGCCGAAUCUGAACAGGACGACGACUCAGAGGAAGAAGACAACAUUGUAGCGGAGGAAGAUGAUGAAGAGUUCACAGCCAAUGAGGAGGAAGCUGAAGAUGAAGAGGAGACGAUUGCAGCGGAGGAAGCCCUGGAGGGCCAGCAGGACCAUACAGAGGAGCUUUCCCAAUUGGCUCAGGAAGGAGAAAUGUCCAUAGAAGAUCUUCUAAAGAAUUACUCGCUGGUACGGACAGAUGAGGAGGAGAUGGUGGAGCAAAGUGAAAGCAGCCUCAUAUCUGAGCAGGAGGCAUCCGAAUCUUCAGAAUGUGAUUCAUCGGACUGUGAAUCGGAGGGGGUGGAGUUUCUUGUGAAGCAGCAGGAUGAGGAUGUCGGUACUGACCAAUCGCAGCAGGAAGCUCCAGAACCCAAGAAAGAGAUCACUGAUAUAGCCGCCACCGCCGAAUCAUUGCAGCCCAAGGGAUACACAUUGGCCACUACACAGGUGAAGACCCCAGUCCCCUUCCUCCUGCGAGGAGAUCUCCGGGAAUACCAACACAUCGGCUUGGAGUGGCUGGUCACCAUGUAUGAGAAGAAGCUAAACGGGAUCCUGGCUGAUGAGAUGGGAUUGGGGAAAACCAUCCAGACCAUCUCCCUGCUGGCUCACCUGGCCUGUGAGAGAGGAAACUGGGGUCCUCAUCUCAUCAUUGUUCCAACCAGUGUCAUCCUGAACUGGGAGAUGGAGCUGAAGCGCUGGUGUCCCAGCUUCAAGAUUCUGACCUACUACGGGAACCAGAAGGAACGCAAGCUGAAGAGACAGGGCUGGACAAAAGCCAAUGCCUUCCAUGUGUGCAUCACAUCUUACAAACUGGUUCUGCAAGACCACCAGGCCUUUCGCCGGAAGAACUGGAGAUAUCUCAUCCUAGACGAGGCCCAAAAUAUUAAAAACUUUAAAUCUCAGCGCUGGCAGAGUCUUCUGAAUUUUAACAGUCAGAGACGACUGCUGCUCACCGGGACACCGCUGCAGAACUCGCUGAUGGAACUGUGGUCUCUGAUGCAUUUCCUGAUGCCCCACGUCUUCCAGUCACACCGAGAGUUCAAGGAAUGGUUCUCCAACCCGCUGACUGGCAUGAUUGAAGGGAGCCAGGAGUACAACGAGGGCCUGGUGCGCAGGCUGCAUAAGGUAUUGCGCCCUUUCCUGCUGCGCAGAAUUAAAAUAGAUGUGGAGAAGCAAAUGCCCAAGAAAUACGAGCAUGUCAUCUACUGCCGGCUGUCCAAGCGUCAGCGCUUUCUGUAUGAUGACUUCAUGGCACAAGCCGCGACACGAGAAUCUCUUGCCAGCGGGCAUUUUAUGAGCGUGAUUAACAUUCUCAUGCAGCUUCGGAAGGUGUGUAACCAUCCCAACCUGUUUGACCCGCGGCCCAUCCAUUCACCCUUCAUAACCAGCGCCAUCUGCUACAGCGUCCCCUCGCCGGUGCUACACGCUUUGCAGCGACAUCCACUCGAGUACGUGGACACGUCCUGGUUUGAUCUGGUUAAUCUGGAGGGCCAUGUGAGUCGUUACGAGAGCGACAUCUUCCUGUCCCGCCAUAAGCCCUCCCGCCAACUUAUCCAGGAAAUUGCAGACUCUCCGGAACCACCUCCCAGGCCACGCCCACUAAAGAUGAAGGUGAACAGGAUGCUGCAGCCUGUUGUAAAACCAGAGUCCCGGUCUGUUGUGGUGAAUAGUUCCCAGCCUGUUCAGAAACUCCAGGACACCCCUCCGGCACCCUCGCCUCCGCCCCCUCCAAGUACCCUUUUACCCCCACCCCCACCCAAUCCGCCUCCACCCGCCAUAGGAGCCCUUGGACAAGCCCAACCAGCUCCACAAGUCUUACCUUUGGUCCAGUCCACUCCGGUUGCCAUGCCCACUCCAGUUGCCAUGUCCACUCCAGCGUACAGCGAACUGGGAAAGUCGACUCUUCUUCAGAACUCCCAGACGGUGUACAGUGGCCCUCAGCGCUUCAUCCUCUCCCCGGACAUGCAGGCUCGCCUACCUUCAGGGGAAGUGGUCAGCCUGUCGCAGUUGGCAUCUCUGAGCGGGCGCCCCAUUCAUAGUCCAUCCACCACCAAACCGCUCACAUUACAGCUGCAGGGCGCCAAAUUCACACUAAGCGGUGCUCAGGUCAGGCCUGUGGGUGUCAGCCAGCCGCGGCCAAUGCAGGGUAAUGUUCUUCACCUGGUGUCCUCUGGAGGGCAGCACCAUCUCCUCAGCCAGCCAGCUCAGCUCGCUUUAAUCCAGGCCUUGGCCCAGCAGGCGGGUUCUCAGGCCCCCGCAGCGGCCGCUGCACAGCUGGUACAGAAUAGUGGAUCAGCGCAGAUCGGUGUCCAGGCCUUGUCUGUCCAGGGUCUGCAGCACCCCCUCAUGAACAACACUAAUAUCCCACCACCUUCAGGACCUGCUCCAGGACAGGUAGUGAAUACUCCCGGGGUGAUGAAGAUUGUGGUCAGACAGGCACCCAGAGAAGUUCAGUCCUCUUCACAGCGCCCUCCACUGGCUCCCCAGGUACGGCCGGUUCUCCGGGUUCUGCCCAGUGGUGCACACGGUGAGCAGUUGACCCCCCGGGAUGGAUUGGUGGACAGAGCAGCUCCAGCCACAUCUAACAUAACAUUGGCCUCCAGUCCUCUCCUAAUGGUCUCCAGCCCAAUGAUGACCUCAAGGCUUCCUUCUCCAUGUACCAUUGUCCCGAGUACUGAGGAUUCCCCCACCCCCCCUCUGUCUGGUGUGGCCCUACGCCUUGUGACAACGGGCCCAUCCCCCGCUGUACAGCUGGCAAACCACCACUCAUCCACUCCUGGACAUUCUGCAAUUCCAGCAAUGACAAACUGCUCCCCCUUUACCACCCUCACCUCUGCCCCUUCUAAUGGUGCUACCACCCAGCCCAUGGUUGGUUCAGACUCCUCCCCUAUAUUUCUGAAAUCCUCCCAGAAUUCAGACUCCACCCUCCUGAAUAGUCACCCCGUGCAGAAUGGAAAUGGCCUCCAGAACCAGUUGUCUGACUCCUUACCACCUGCAGUACCCAUGACCAGUGUGCCUAGUACGGUGAACUCUCCUUCCCCGCCUGCCGCCAUCAUCCCUAAAGUGUCUCCUCCCACAUACAACCUGAGCUUGGUGCCGGCCCUCAUCGCCAACUCCGCCUCCUCCAGUGCGGCUCGUUUCCUGACCAGUCCGCUCUCUCUCCUGGCUUUGUCUCCUCUGGCUGCUACUAACACUGGCCCCGCCCCAGUCAUUUAUACCCCCCCCAAUGCAGCUGCAUUUCCCGCCCUGGCCGCCCCUUCCUUAUCGGCCCCCUUACCCUCUGUCUCUGUGUCUGCGCCUCUGCCAUUACUGGCCGCCCCAUCCUUAUCUGCCCCACUACCAUCUGUGUCUGCCUCUCUGCCAUUGCUGGCUGCUCCUUCCUUAUCUGCCCCGUUGCCAUCUGUGUCUGCCUCUCUGCCGUUGCUAUCUGCCCCGUUGCCCUCUGCCUCUGUGUCGGCCUCUCUGCCAUUUCUGCCUGCCCAAUCCUUAUCUGCCCCAUUACCCUCUGCCUCUGUGUCAGCCUCUCUGCCAUUUCUAUCUGCUCCUUCCUUAUCUGCCCCAUUAACCUCGGCCUCUCUGCCAUUUCUGGCUGCCCAAUCCUUAUCUGGCUCAUUACCCUCUGCCUCUGUGUCAGCCUCUCUGCCAUUUCUAUCUGCUCCUUCCUUAUCUGCCCCAUUAACCUCGGCCUCUCUGCCAUUUCUAUCUGCCCCAUUAACCUCUGUGUCUGCCUCUCUGCCAUUUCUAUCUGCCCCAAUACCUUCUGCCUCUGUGUCUGCCUCUCUGCCAUUUCUAUCUGCCCCAUUAACUUCUGCCUCUGUAUCUGCCUCUCUGCCAUUACUGGUUGCCCAAUCUUUAUCUGCUCCAUUGCCCUCUGCCUCUGUGUCUGCCUCUCUGCCAUUUCUAUCUGCCCCAUUGCCCUCUGCAUCUCUGCCAUUGCAGGUUUCCCAAUCCUUCUCUGCCCCGUUGCCCUCUGCCUCUGUGUCUGCCUCUCUGCCAUUGCAGGUUUCCCAAUCCUUCUCUGCCCCGUUGCCUUCUGCCUCUGUGUCUGCCCCUCUGCCAUUGCUGGCUGGCCCUGUGUCUGGCCAGCUGGCUUCAUUUGCAGCUCCCUUACCCAUUUCAUCUGCCAACCAGAACCCAUUGACCGUGCCACACGUGUCGGUAGAGAUGCCAUCCACUGUCCCUGUGCUUUCAUCUCCUGUAUCGGUUCCCCUGCCGGCUCCUACUUCCGGCCCCUUACCGGCGCUGUCCACUCCGCCUCCAGGAACCCUGCUGGCAGCCACAGCUUCUAUGCUGGAGGCGUCUGGUAACCAGCCAUUACUUUUGUCUCCGGACUCGGCCCCCAUGCCUCUGCUAAAUACCUCAUUGGAUACACUGCCCCCCCCUGUACUUAACACAUCUCUUAAAUUACCUCCCAUGGCUUCGGCUCCAGUGCCCAUACUGCCAGCUCCUGUAUCUAAUGCAUUUCCUUUAUUGGCGGCAGCAUCCGGUAAAGUCCCGUUACUUUGUAUAACGUCUGCCUCUACCAACGUGCCAUUACUUCCUGCAUCCACUGCCACUCGGGUAUCUUCUGUUCUCCCCUCCACCUGUGUCCCCAACCAGCCUGGCGCUAUGAGGGCCCAGGGGGCUGUGGCAUCGAUAAUGUACACCACAUCCAUAUCCUCUUUCACCAAUUCCCCCUCCCCCCUGCUGUCCACCUCCACUUCCUUUCCCUCUUUGCUGCCUAAACCAUCAGCCCCUUUACUUGCUGUCCAGGUCAAAGCCCCAACUCUGCUACCAUCUGGAUUGGUGGAAGCCCCCACCUCUAUGGCCUCUGUACCCCCCCAGGUCCCAGCUUCGUGUACCUUGCCUGCUGAGACCCCAGGGCCACUACUUAUGUCGGCUGCUUUGAAGCCAGCUGUGGUUUCCACAUUGGUAGCUUCAGUGCCAACCCCGGGUUCAGCUCAGCCUGUCAUGCCCAUGGUACAAAUCAAGGCCCCAGCUCCCCUGCCUUCUCUUCCAGCCUCCACAGUGAUCCCAUCAAUGCCAGCCUCUGCCCCGGCUUCUCUCCCAUCACUGCCAGCCUCCACUCCUAUUCCUUUACCUUUACUUGCCGCCUCCACCCCCACCCCAGUGUCCUCUCUGCCAGCCUCCUCACCGGACCCUUCAUCUCUCUUACUGGUGUCGGCGCCAGCCCAGGCGCCUGGCUUAUCUUCUCCCAUUCUGGCUUCGUCUGUGGACCAUGCUCCGGUCUCACUGCUGCCCUCCUCUGGCACCAAUCCCUUGGUCAUCUCUGUGUCCGCUCCUUUAACGCUCACCGCUUCUUCCCCUUCCUUAGUGCUUUCUGCUCCCUCUCACGUCCCUCUUCUCCCUUCUCAGCCAAUAGAUGCACAGCCCCCCGGGAUAACGGUUCCUAAACCUUAUUCAUCGCCCUCCCCCUUUACAUCACAUUCCAACCUAUCGACCUCCCCCCUGACCAACACCCCAGACACGACUUCCACGCUUCCCACAUUGGUCAAUAGCCAGGAAUCCAAGAAUUUCCCAGAGUCUUCUCUGUCCCUCUCCAUCGCUGGUCCUCCACCGGUCAGUGUCACCUUCAGUACAGCAUCUGAGUCGGAGAUCACACUGGAAGGAGACGAGUCCCGCAUUACUCACAGCGCCGCCAUCAACACUUGUGUCAGGCCGAGACGACUGCUGCCCCCACCACCCCGCUCUCCCUUCUACUUGGAACCUCUGGAGGAGCGGCGGAAAAAGCAGAAGAUGGAGAGAUUGGAACGGAUAUUCCACCUGAAUGAGAGACGAUGCAGCUUAUCCCCGGUGUAUGGCACUGAGGUCCUCAGUGUCUGUACUCUGCAGACGUCGCUUUCAGGGACUUGCUCCCCGCAGACGGAUGCCUUGAGGAGGUGUAUCUUCACCCCAGAACAACGCCUGGAGCAGUUGCGUCCGACUAUUGAGAGGUUUAUCAUCGCUAUGCCUCCUGUGGAGGCCCGCCAGAUCACUCUGCACACCUCCCACCCUCCCCCAUCCAUGCUUCUUCAGGAGUCCCUGUUCAGAGAGAGGUUGUCCCAUGAGCUGACCUCUCACACUCGCUGUCUACAUCGAAUCGUCUCCAACAUGAGGACUCAGUUCCCAGACCUGCGGCUCAUACAGUAUGACUGUGGAAAGUUACAGACUAUGGACCGCUUGCUGCGGGAUCUGAAAUAUGGAGGCCAUCGUGUCCUCCUCUUCACUCAGAUGACCCGAAUGUUGGAUGUCCUGGAGCAAUUCCUCAACUACCACGGACACAUCUACCUGCGACUGGAUGGAUCUACACGUGUGGAGCAGAGACAGGUUUUGAUGGAACGGUUUAACAUGGACAAGCGCAUUUUUUGUUUUAUUCUGUCCACACGCAGUGGGGGUGUGGGUGUCAAUCUGACCGGAGCAGAUACAGUCAUUUUCUAUGACAGUGACUGGAACCCCACUAUGGAUGCACAAGCACAGGACCGCUGUCAUCGCAUUGGACAGACACGGGACGUACACAUAUACAGGCUGGUGAGCGAGCGGACGGUUGAAGAGAACAUCCUGAAGAAAGCACAGCAGAAGAGGAUGCUGGGAGAUAUGGCCAUUGAAGGUGGAAACUUCACCACGGCAUAUUUCAAGCAGCAUACUAUCAAGGAGCUUUUUGAAAUGGAAGAUAUUCCUUGCAAGGAAAGUGAAACGCGUGCAGUGUCUCCUGUGCAGAGCACAGAGGAAGGAGCGUCGGUGCGCCAGAGUAAUAUCUUGGAGCAGGCGCUGGGCCGAGCAGAGGAUGAGGAGGACACCCUGGCUGCCUCUCUGGUCAAGGCUGAGCAGGUUGCUGAUCUUGCAGAGUUUAAUGAGAAUGUUCCCCUGGAGCCAGAGGAAGAAGAGCAGAACCGGGUGGAGCAGGAGAUCUCGGCACUAGUGGAGCAGCUGACGCCUAUCGAACGAUAUGCCAUGUACUUCCUGGAAGCCUCUCUGGAGGAAGUCAGCAGAGAGGAACUGAAACAGGCCGAGGAACAAGUAGAAGCCGCCCGCAAGGAUCUGAUCCUAGCCAAAGACGAAAGCGGUCAGAGUAUUGAAGAAAAAUGGGAUGAAGAAAUGAGAAAAAACCGGAGGGUGCGAACGCCCACACCGGCCCGAACCCCUGGGGAACGUGUCGGCGUUAGAAUGAGCGAAAGACUGAGAGGAAACAAGGCGGCUGAGCCCACAGACAUUGCAGAGAGCCUAGCCAUUCCAGAUGUUCCUCUCUCUGCCCAAGAGGACCAUUGUGAAGCUUCCACCCAGACACUGGAAGUGCCCCCCGUUCCAAAUGUGGAUGAUGACCGCCAUGAUGCAGAGACAUCUUGUAGUGCUGCUGUCACAUCAGAACCCACCAUGUCCCCUAUAGUGCCCCCGGUCCCUCAGACAGAGGAAAGUACCACAGAGACUGUUAAGCAAGAAGCAGAGGAUGAAGGCCCAGCUCCAGUGGAGGAGGAGGAAACAGUGUGUGCGCCAAGUACAGAACUCACCCCAGGCAGCCCGGUGGCUAGUGGAUGCACCCCAGGCAGCCCGGUGGCUAGUGGGCACACCCCAGGCAGCCCAGUGCCUAAUGGGCGCAGCCCGGUGGCUAGUGGGCGCACCCCAGGCAGCCCGGUGGCUAGUGGGCGCAGCCCAGUGGCUAGUGGGUGCACCCCAGGCAGCCCGGUGGCUAGUGGGCACAGCCCGGUGGCUAGUGGGCGCAGCCCGGUGGCUAGUGGGCACACCCCGGGCAGCCCGGUGGCUAGUGGGCACACCCCGGGCAGCCCGGUGGCUAGUGGGCACACCCCGAGCAGCCCGGUAGCUAGUGGGCACAGCCCGGUAGCUAGUGGGCACACCCCAGGCAGCCCUGGGACUAGUCCGCGGGAAGAACCCACUCCACCCCGCACACCUCGGAGGAAAAUCACUGCAGACUGUGAGAUUCUGCUGGCUGGAGCUAGCGAAAACUCCCCAGCCGCGAAAGUGCUGAGGCGAUUGCCUGGACGUCUGGUUACCGUGGUACAAGAGAGGCUUCCUGCUGCUCGCCGCCACACUAAGGGAAAAGGAGAGCAAGCUUCUUUAGACAAUGGAGUACUCAGUCCAAAUGUUCCCGAGUAUCAGAGUCCUCCCCGUGAUCUCCUGUCUGAGGACUCCUCUGAGACUGGAAGUCCCCCACCAAAGAGAAAAAGAGGAAGACCCCCCAAGAUUAGUGUAGACAUGUCCUCCCCCACUGCAGUCCCUGACCUGCCUCUGGGAGACAAGUCUCCUGAGCCGCCUCCUCCUCCUCCUCCCCCAGCAGUCAUUUCUGAGUUAUCUCCCCCCUGCCCUGGCCAGACUCCUGCUAGCCCAAGCUUUUCCUCCAAGAUGAAUUUAGAGAGUGAAAACAGUUCUGCUGAGAAGAGGAAGAGAGGACGACCCCCAAAACGACGAGAAUCAUCUCCUGCUACCUCGCCUAUGUCCCCUGCGGGCUCACCUCUUAGAGUUGUGCGGUCCCCGCUUGUAGUCUCUCCAGUUGGUGCGCUGCCUCCAUCUCCCAUAUGUGCAUCACCAAGGUCUCCCGUUAUAGCUUCACCUCCACCCUCUGCCUCUGUUGUCGGAGAUGCUGGACGCGGCCGUUCUCAGGCGCACACUACAGAAGCAAAAUCCUCUGAUGACCGAAGACGCAGCGAUCCCCUUCCGUCAGCUCUUUGUGAUCCCACCGCUAAAUCCACCAUUCCCAGUGAUUCUUCCAACAUUCCCUCAGUGGGCGGGGAGGCCACGAGCAGCAGUGGUGCUGAUGAGCCAGUCACACCAUCUAAACGUAGACGUGGCCGGCCACCCAGGUCACAAAUGGUCCCUAAAGCUAACUGUAGUCUGACAUCGCACAAAUUGGACAGUUCUCCUGACAGGAGUCCUAGUCCUCAGAUGACUACAAGGGCCUGUCAGAGGAAGCCACUGAAAGCAGAAACCAUUGAUUCUAAGGAGCCAAAUUCUUCUCUCGCUGACACCGAUGACUCCUCAGAAGAUGAGGAGAUAAGGACUCCUUUAACCCGAAGCGCCAGGACUCGAUUGGAGACUGGCCAGACUCCUUAUGUAGUUUCCAAAAACUCUGCAGGAACAUCUCCCAAAACCCAGCGUGGGCGUUCUCCCCGUGUUACUCCUACUUCAGAAAAAUCUGCUACCAAAAGACGCAAACCCCCCAGUGAAAGCUCCCCCAGCCCAACCUCCUCCUCCCCCAAUGGUAGCUCCAGUGGCAAUCAAAAAGGGGCAAGAAGAAGACGUCAUUGUUCCCCAGCAGAACGGGUUUUACGCAGUUCCCUUACUGCCAACCCCGCCAGUAACACGCGCUCGGCACGCAGUCAACUUCAAUAUUUUCCCAGCAGCAACAGAGGUAGAAAGGCCAAAACGUGAGGUGGAGAGCAGGCUUUUGUCCUUGUCAGGAUGGGGAGCAGGGCGCUGAGGACUGUCCCAACCAUUCCGGGGGCUGGCUAGGGGCCCCAAUAUUGAGACACACAAUCUAUGCAAAGAGAACCGAAAGAACAGCAGUCGGCAUCUGCUAUGGUGGAAGGGAUGUUUCUGCUGAGGAGCCAAAGGAUUUCCUGCUUGAUUGGCUGAGUAUUGGAUGGGAAUCCGCAAGUGUGACCUAAGCCCCGAGUCUCUGGACAUUAGACAGGAAUCUGCAGGAGUGACCUGAGCCCCGAGUCUCUGGACAUUAGACAGGAAUCCACAGGAGUGACCUGAGCCCCGAGUCUAUAAGACAUUAGACAGGAAUCUGCAGGAGUGACCUGAGCCCCGAGUCUAUAAGACAUUAGACAGGAAUCCGCUGGAGUGACCUGAGCCCCGAGUCUCCUGACAUUAGACAGGAAUCCGCUGGAGUGACCUGAGCCCCGAGUCUCCUGACAUUAGACAGGAAUCCGCAGGAGUGACCUGAGCCCCGAGUCUAUAAGACAUUAGACAGGAAUCCGCUGGAGUGACCUGAGCCCCGAGUCUCCUGACAUUAGACAGGAAUCCGCUGGAGUGACCUGAGCCCCGAGUCUAUAAGACAUUAGACAGGAAUCUGCAGGAGUGACCUGAGCCCCGAGUCUCCUGACAUUAGACAGGAAUCCGCAGGAGUGACCUGAGCCCUGAGUCUCCUGACAUUAGACAGGAAUCCGCAGGAGUGACCUGAGCCCUGAGUCUCCGGAUGUUUCUACACGAGUUCCUGUAAUUCUUUCAUGAAAAUAAAGUGUUAAGUGUAUAACGUUUAAUGAGACGCGUCUGUACGAAUGAGUGGCAUGGCUGGAGCACACAGCGUCUUGUUAAAGGGAAUCUAUCAUGAACUGUUUGUAUAGUUUUAUUAUUAUUUUAGCUAGCAAUGCACAUAAAGCUCUCUAUUUUUGUCUUGUAUUGUUGGAAUAAAGCUCUUGAUAGUGUUGCA
Rana temporaria (common frog) is the source of this 11686-nucleotide messenger RNA. RefSeq names its product Snf2 related CREBBP activator protein (gene SRCAP). Bases 301 to 10680 code for a protein of 3459 amino acids. The transcript is spliced from 34 exons. NCBI's taxonomy places the organism in Eukaryota, Metazoa, Chordata, Amphibia, Anura, Ranidae. Gene Ontology annotation, cellular component: Swr1 complex. Gene Ontology annotation, molecular function: DNA binding; ATP hydrolysis activity; ATP-dependent chromatin remodeler activity. The record is from RefSeq and is a predicted model, not a curated record.